Messenger RNA from Spodoptera frugiperda (fall armyworm), 5515 nucleotides. RefSeq names its product modular serine protease-like. The record is from RefSeq and is a predicted model, not a curated record. Lineage: Eukaryota; Metazoa; Arthropoda; Insecta; Lepidoptera; Noctuidae. Bases 138 to 2147 code for a protein of 669 amino acids. Gene Ontology annotation, molecular function: protein binding; serine-type endopeptidase activity. Gene Ontology annotation, biological process: proteolysis. Gene Ontology annotation, cellular component: plasma membrane. The transcript is spliced from 15 exons.
UGUCAGUUGAACAAUAAUAUUAGUAGAAAAAUGUCGUGUUAGUUAGAUUUACUUUAAUGCAUCACCCAUUUAAACUAGUCAGUUUAUUAUUAAUUAAAUAAUUAGAAUAAAAACGACUCGAAAAGUGAAGUGAAACAAUGCUUGUGUGUAAAUUGGUGUUUGUUUUAUCUGUGGCCAUAUCUCCUGCCGUGAGCUCUGUGGCUAGAGAAAGAUUCAGCUUAUGCAGAGUAGACGAGUUCUCCUGUUCGGACGGGACAUGCAUCAGUACUGACUCGGCAUGUGACGGCGUGGUAGACUGCUCCAGCGGAGACGAUGAAAAAGGAUGCUUGUUUGGAGUACCUGCAUUGUCAGAGGAUCCAGUGCUCCACAGAAGUAGAAGACAAGCUACUGGUUGUCGUAAGGACCAAUGGAGAUGCAGGGAUGGAAGUUGCAUCUCUUUCGAUGGGAUGUGUGAUGGUAUGGUAGACUGUCCAGAUGGCAGCGAUGAGACCCACGCCCUCUGUCGGAAAACUAAAUGCCAACCGAAUUGGUUCCGGUGCACGUACGGCGCGUGCGUGGACGGCACGGCGCCGUGCAAUAACAAGAUGGAGUGUGCGGACAACUCGGAUGAACUGCUGCCCCGGUGCAGGAAUGAAACGGACGAGACCAGAGGUCUAUUCCGCUGUGACAAUGGCCAGACCAUCCCAUCAUCGAGCCACUGUGAUGGCACUCCGGACUGCCCCAAUGGUUCGGAUGAAACGGUUCGCGCAUGCGCGGCAAAGGUGUGUCCUUCGUACCUUUUCCAAUGCGCAUACGGCGCUUGCGUCGACCAGGGAGCUGAUUGUAAUGGGGUAAGAGAAUGCGCCGAUGGUUCAGAUGAAGCUGAUGAGUUAUGCAACAAACAGCUGCCGAGCAACCCGACUGUGACUACCAGACCGAUAUCGUCGGGCAAAUGCGUACUGCCACCAUAUCCAGACCACGGCACGUAUGUGGUGGCCAACGCUCCUUACGCCGUACCUGGACAGGGAUUCCAAGCUCUACAGCUCAACGUCACUUGCCGUCCAGGUUACGGUGUUCCUGGGACAGACGUCGUCUUCUGUCAGGAUGGGACAUGGUCUAAUGAUAUACCGAAGUGUGUUCGUUUCUGCAAACUGGACCCACAUCCAUCAGUGCACUACCACUGCCUAGUCUCCGGCAGCGAAGGCCUCGAAGGGCAACGCAAAUGCAACACCUACGAACCAACUGGAACAGUCAUCAGACCAGAAUGCAACAGCCCAAACUACUACUCAACAGGCAUCCUCCCACCGAUGAGAUGCAUCGAUGGUAGUUGGAACUACGUUGCCAUAUGCGCACCAGAAUGUGGCCGAGUGACUCCUGAGGGAGUGGACCUCAUCAUCGACGGUAGAAUAGCCAAGCGAGGUGAACUGCCCUGGCAUGUUGGCAUAUACAGAAAGACAACAAAUCCAUAUAUGCAGAUCUGUGGAGGAUCUCUCGUCACGAAUAGAAUUGUUAUUUCUGCUGCACAUUGCUUCUGGGAUGACGUCAGUAAGCUGCAACCAGCGAGUAUGUAUGCGGUCGCUAUCGGCAAGAUCUACCGACCAUGGGCCAAUCCUAAAGACACUGAUGCUCAAAAAUCUGAUGUCAAAGAAAUCAAGAUCCCCGCUAGAUUCCAAGGCAGUGCGGCGAAUUUCCAAGAUGACAUAGCAAUACUUGUUCUGGAAACUGCCUUCGUGUAUCAGACCUAUGUUCGACCCGUGUGUUUGGACUUCGACGUAAAUUUCGACAGAAGACAACUGCAGCCUAACAAGCUUGGAAAGGUAGCCGGUUGGGGUUUGACCUCCGAAAAUGGACAAGCCUCUCAGAUCCUGAAGGUUGUGGAGUUACCGUACGUGGAUAUAGAACAAUGCAUCAAUCGAUCACCACCAGGCUUCAGGGAAUACAUCACGAGCGAUAAAAUUUGUGCGGGUUUUGGAAACGGAACGGCGUUAUGCAAAGGCGACAGUGGAGGUGGACUGGCGUUCCCGGAGUCAGACCGAGGAAUUGACCGUUACUACCUCCGCGGAAUAGUAUCAACUGCAGCUAACAACGAAAACCUAUGUAACAGUUAUACAUUAACUUCAUUCACACAGAUCAUAAAACAUGAGCAUUUUAUUAAAGAAUAUCUUUAACUAGUUACUUGGCGCGGUUUUACCCGCUAUGCUAGGCUCGUGGUGUGAUGUUUUAUAGCCUAUAGCAUUCCUCGAUAAAUGUAGUAUCCAACACAAAAAGAAUUAUUCAAAUUGGACCAGUAGUUCCGGAGAUUAGCGCGUUCAAACAAACUCUUCAGCUUUAUAUAAGGUGUUCUAAAAGUAUCUGCCACGGCUUUAAUGGGAAGUAGUGUUGUGUUUGAAGAUUACAGUGCCGAGGCAUCGUGCUUAUUUGUGAACCACUUUAUGCAGAGUAGAGUCAAUGUUUAUUUUACUUCUUUAUGUUCUCAAAUUGAAUUAACUGGUCCGGUGUACGAAAUUUCUUCACUAUUGUAAUCUUUAAACACAACACUACCUCCCAUUAAAGCCGUGGCAGAUACUUUUAGAACACUACAUAAAUGCGUACGUAAUUUAUUAAUUUACGUAAUUUUAACUUUCGCCAUGAAGUUUCAAAGUCAUGCUAUUUUUUGAUGAUUUGAUUAUGAAUUUGAUUUUUUGUUUACAAAUGAUUAUGAAUAAAUUAUGCUGAUUAAGCUGAUGCCCCAUAAAUAACUGAUAUUCCAAGUAGGAAUCGGAAGCUUUUGAGUUUUUUGAGUGUAAUAGCAUGAAUUUUGUGCCGAUUUUUGGCAUUAGAGUGCUUUUUCACCAGAGUUGUGCUAUGCUAUGUUGCUGUGGAUGCGUUUGGCUUUCACUAAUCAUAUUCAUUGGUACACAUAGCUUAGCAUUGGUGGAAACUUAGUUAAGCUAUGUUUUCUGUAUGGAAAGAUGCGUGCUAUGGAUUGCUUCGAUACAUCGCAUACUCGACAAAGGUCCUUGGAUCGCGUAUUCUUAUUCUUUUACUUGGAUCGCGUGUUUCAACUUGAUAAAUAAUUUGGAACGCGCGAUCCAAUAUGACGUUCUUGACUGCAUACUUUGGCAGUUAGGAACGCAAGCUUAAGCUUGUCAGUUAUCCGGAGCUGCGGACAACGUAAACGGCUACCGGGGCUCCGGCUCAAAUCAGAAGUAAGAACGGGGUGGUUUUUAGUUAAUAAGAGUCUGACACUCUCGCUUCGCUUCGUCCAAGGCGGGAGAAGUCAUUGUAUGAUUAUCCCCCUCAAAAAAAGCUUCACGAUUAAGAACGCGCGAUCCAUAUUAGGUGAUUCUAUUGUAAGUUCUAAUAUAAGCAUUUAUUUUCUAUAUAAUUCUAGCAAACGCGGCAAACUCCCCUGUUCUCCCUGUUUUCCUGCUUUUCUUUUGAUUUUUUCCUGAAUUUUCUUUGCUAUAAACCUCAUGGAACCCGAGACCUUUCCAACGAAUGCAAAACCAUGGAAAUCGGUUCGUGCGUUCUGGAGUUAUAGCGUCAGGAAGGAAAACCCGACUUAUUUUUAUAUAAUAGAUUAAGUUCAGGGGCCUUAGUCUGCUAUUACAAUUGUGUCAGAAUGGUCGAUCAUUGGACAGUGCAAGAGGGAUGGAGCUAUACAACCUACAUAGCUCCGUCCCUCUCCGAUGAUAAUAGCAGACUAAGGCCUCAGAUCGCUGUAUCGCGCGGUCUAUUUAUGGAUGUUUAUGAAUAACGCAACGUACGAAUUUGACUAGUGUAAUGUGUCACUAUGUUGGGAGCCAGUUUAAAAGGCAACUUCCAGACUCAGUGGUGGUUUAAAUGAAGCGACACUUUACAGUCAAAUCACUUUUAAUGUCUAUUUACAUAAUUUUCCGAACACGAGACUUACAAACUAUACAAAGAAACUUGUUACACAAAAUGGCGGAAUCGAAAGUUCUAGAUUAUAAGAUGGCGUGAUAUAGAGCCGCGGAGGAUUUCUCGACACGUCCGUACGCGUCGGUGGUCGGGGCGCUCUCUCUCUCACCGCUCGCAAUGGCUGCGCUGGCGCGCGACGUUGCGGCGGUCGGGAGGAGUGGUCGUUCACGCGCUCUCAUUGGGCGACCGCGUGACGUUGCAACCACAGAGUAGUCACACCAUAGACUACGCUACCUAAUUUUUUAAUUCCCCGCGCUACACUAGUAGGAAACUAGCCUAUUGAUCGUGUGGCAUGACAAUAAUAUUUCUGCUAUUUUUGUAUACUUAAAUUAGAAAAAUAUAUUUUUAUAUUGUUAUAUACUCAUUUUUGUAUUUUUUAUAAAUAUGUUUGUAGAACAAAAUUUAAAUUGAACAAUUAAUAUAAGGUGUUCUAAAUGUCUAAAUAAUCUUACGGAGGCGCGGUGUAGAUACUGAGACUAAAAUCAAUUGAAAAUCAACCUUAAUUACUAUAGCAUAUAGAUGAAAAUGGUAUAACAAAGAAGCUUGACAAUGCACAGCACGCCUCUCACUAAAAUCGAUCUUUGGCAUGCGAUUUUCAUCUGUAUGUCGUAGUAAUUAAGGUUUAUUUUUAAUUGAUUUAUUGUCAGUAUCUUCUCUCUCUGUCAUAUGAGUAUGGAAUAAAUGACAAUGCCAGAAUAUCUAUAGAGCUUUGCCCCACCAAAAAAUAUAUUGUACAGGCAUACCAAAUGUAGCAUUCUAUUGCUGCUCUAUUAGUGAUAACUAAAUACAGGAUUAAAAGCCUUUAGAGCUUGCGGUUUCUAUAUAAAUCUAAGAACAAAAUAUUACAUUUAGGUUAGGUACCAGUUUAGAUUAAAUGCAGUUAUAAUGGUAGAAAUAAUUAAAUUAAGUGCUUUAUAUUAUUACAAUGCUAUCAUAUAGGGUGUUUAGCUAUGAAAGGAAGGAAUGUCAUCACCAAUAUCACCUUUAGUAAUCCUACUUUUCAUUCAUAGCCAUAACGAAACAACAAUGUAAACAGAACAGACAGAGCGAAUGUCAAAUAAUGACUUUUUGGACAUAACUGACACAAGCACGCCAAUGACGUUUCGUUACACCUGAUCACUUACGUUCAAAUACGAAAUAAUAAUUAGAAUAAGCAUUCAUUAUAAUAUAUAUUAUAAAAAUAAAUAAAUUAACUAACAGUAUGUAUUUAUACCAAAUUCAUAUUAAAAUCCGUACACAUUACAUUAAUAAAUCUUAUUUUUAUUGAAUGACUCGUUUUGUUCCUUGUGCAAGCGUACUAAGAAACGCAGAUAGUCGCGAUAAAUACAGGAAAUAGGCCUUGGAUUUUUUAGAUUCUUUUUAUUUCCUAAUUUUUAUCCGCAACCUUAUUAGAAUAAUAAUUAAGUAACCAGGGGUCUUAUUUUCAUUGCAUAAUAUUGAUUAAUUUACAUUUCUUGUACAUUGAUGAAAUUAAGUGGGGCAGGAUCUGGCAUUGUCAUUUAGGUAAUGUUUGUUUUUUUUUGAAAUGCCAAUUUUUUUAAACUAAGUAAAGUACUUAAUGGUUGUGAAAUUGUAAAUUAAAUUAAAUUUUUUGAUACUUGAUCGUAUUUUUAAA